Oncorhynchus mykiss (rainbow trout) is the source of this 2878-nucleotide messenger RNA. RefSeq names its product plakophilin-3. Gene Ontology annotation, molecular function: protein binding. Gene Ontology annotation, biological process: cell-cell adhesion. Gene Ontology annotation, cellular component: nucleus; adherens junction; plasma membrane. NCBI's taxonomy places the organism in Eukaryota, Metazoa, Chordata, Actinopteri, Salmoniformes, Salmonidae. The record is from RefSeq and is a predicted model, not a curated record.
CAUAAAUUCAGAAAGAAGUGUAGCAGGGUGGUCUGCGUGCCUUUGGGAAUUAUUGAGUGCAUGAGUCUGCCACUUUAUACAUAGGAGCUGGGCGUCAUUUACACAUAAUAACGAACUAGGGACUCUAUUUGAAGGUCCUCUGUCAAUUUGAAAUGAUUGUUUCAAUUUGUGGUUAUCGCAAUGAGUGCGACCGUUGCUUCAGAGAGCUGCUUUCUGUCUGCCCUACAGCCCAACACCGCGGUCACCACUUAUGCAGUCCCGUCCGAUGUGCAGUUGGGACCGAGGGGUUCCAUAAUGGACGAGGUGGAAAGGGCUAAGAGGGUUCAACAACAAGUCAAUUUGCGCCUCGCCGAAAAGAAGUAUUCUACCCUCACACGGCUGAACUGCUCGAACUGCAUUUCCCCAGACCAUGGUGGCACAAUGAGAUUUAACACGUACAACCCCGGAUUCAGCUCUAAGUCAAUGGUGUAUAACACAGGGAGCAGGACCAUGAAGAUGCCCCCGGUAUCCCAGCAGUACUUGGGAGGUGGGUACUCGUCUUGCUCAGCGGUGGAGUUAGGACCUAGAUAUAGAAUCAGCCAGCCUCCAGUCAACAUUGGCUACCUCCACCAUGACGACAUCCAGCUGGGUGGCUACCAGACCAGCCGGACGAGGACCGCCAGGUCCAGAUCAGUUUGUCAGGUGUCUGGCGGGGGCAGUGGCAGUGUGUGCGGAGGCUGGGGUCAGUACCAGAACUCCCUGCACAGUUUAGACAUGCCCACCGCGGUCAACUAUCUCUUCAUGUCCGACACAGCCAUGCAGGUGCUGGGAGCAGCCUACAUCCAGCACCAAUGUUACCAUAGCAGUGAUGCCAAGAACCAGGUGCGUCUGCUGAAGGGUGUCCCAGCCCUGGUGCAGCUCUUCAGCAGUGACAGCCAGGAGGUCCAGUGCUAUGCUACAGGCGCUACACGCAACCUCAUCUAUGAGAACAUGGACAACAAGGCGGCCCUCAUUGAGGCCGAGGGAAUAACCAAGCUCAUCAGUGUCCUAAACGAACCAGAUGAGGAGCUUCACAAGAACAUCACUGGUAUUCUGUGGAACAUGUCCUCUAAGGAGAGUCUGAAGGAGAAGUUGGCCAGAGAGACAUUGAGUGAGCUCACAGAGAGGGUGCUGGUGCCCCUGUGCAGUGGUGGAGAUCCAGAGCUGAUCCGUCAGAGUCCAUCUGAGGCAGACAUCUUCUACAACACCACAGGCUGCCUGAGGAACCUGAGCACAGUGAAUGAGAGGACGAGGCAGCAGAUGAGAGACAUGCGAGGGCUGGUGGACUCGCUGGUGGCCUACAUCCAGAACUCCCUUCAGGAUGAGAAAUCAGAGGACAAAGGUGUAGAGAAUGCAGUGUGUGUCCUGAGUAACCUGUCUUAUCAGCUGUACAGUGAGAUCCCUCCCUCAACCCUACUGCGACUGGAGGGGCCUACGUGGGCCAGAGCCACUACUGGGACUGAGUCCAUUGGCUGUUUCACCCCACAGAGCAAGAAGGCAAAAGAGCGACGGAACCAGGAACUGUCCACCUCAGAGGUGGCUAAGCAGCCGAAGGGGGCGGAGUGGCUGUGGCACCCCCAGGUGGUGGGGCUGUAUAACCGCGUGCUUCAGCACUAUGAGACCAACACGGCAACACGAGAGGCUGCAGCAGGGGCCCUGCAGAACAUCACAGCCGGAGAGACCAGGUGGGCGUCAGUGCUGAGUUGGGUGGCUUUAGAGCAGGAGCGGAUGCUGCCUGUGGUGCUGGACCUCCUGCAGACACAAAGCGACCAGGAGAUGUGUUCCCUCACUGGCCUCCUGAGGAACCUGUCCCGAGACAGCAGAAACAAGAACGACAUGUCUACGAAGGUAGUGAACGUUCUGGUGACCAAGCUCCCCAGUGAUGGCCACCAGAAGGAACCCUCAGGUGAAGUGGUGGUCAACAUAUGUGGGAUCCUCAACAACCUGGUUGCAGGCAGCUCACUAGCAGCGAGAGACAUCACCUUCUUUGAUGGACUCCCCAAACUUUUUGCAAUCAAGUCUUCCCACAAUAGCAGCUCAGGGAAGCUGAAGGCUGCCAAGGCUGCUUCCACAGUACUCUUCAACAUGUUCCAGUACAGCAAGCUGCAUAAAGAUUAUAAACAGAAAGGGUUCACAAAGUGUCACUUCACCGACACGGCCAUUUAGAACAGACGGCUUGGCCCGUUGACUGGAUUCAUAUUCUGGACCUGCUGGUAGAGCCAGCAGGAGGACCCCCACAAUGAACCUGACACAUCUGGUCUCAAAUGGAUGCGUUGAUGGAACCUGAAUAAUUCUGAGGAAUGUAUUUACUGAAUGUAUUUAAGGACGGAGGAGAAGCAGCUUUUCUUUACUCAAUAUAUUUUUUAAAUUAUCACAUUUUAUUGGUCUUUCAAAAUGGACUGCUUUACCAGCUUAAUAUUUGUAUUGUCAUGAGAGUGUGUUGGAUGACUGAGGAAUCUUCACUUCAGGACGGUGUGUGUGCGUGGUUCAUGCCUGUGUGCAUGCAUAUGUGUGAAUGUUUGCUUAGUGGACUCAUCCCGUAAAAGGCAUUGGAUGCCUCUUUUCAUCUCUGGUACCAUAUGGGCUCAACCUGCCAUUCCUGCAAACAUACAGUGAAUACAACCCUCUAGAUGUUAUUAGUUCUACAGUACAUGGAUGCUUCACUGAAAGACAAGAUACAGGAUGGGUGCCCUCCAAACUCCCAUGGUCAUGGUGAAACAAUGUUUUCCGGUUCCAUCCAAGGAGCCUCUUCUGUGUUUAUUUUCACCCCAAAUAACUAACAAUAAACAGCAUCUGACAUGACCAGACAGUUGUUCCCAGUGUAUCCUUUUAGAAUGAAAAUAAAAUUAUCAUUAUCUUA